AGCCACGCACCGCUUCCGGUGUCGCCUCCGCCUUUGUCUCCGGCCCAACAACAUUUCGACAUCAAGGGUUCAUUAUUUUUCCCCCUUUACUUUUGAGGAUAUAUUCACACAUAUAUCCUAAAUUUCCUGACAUUGAAUGACAGUCGACUCUGAACUAUUUAUGCCUAAAAGUAAAGCGCCAAAAAUGGAUGACCUGGACUACAUCCCUGUAGACCUGAGCCCAGAGGAGCGCUCUGAGCUGGAGGACAUCCGCAGGAGGAAGGGCGUCCUGCUGCAGGAGAUCCAGAGGCUCAGAGAGGAGUUAAGAGAGGCGAUUUUAGAGGUAGAGGGACUGGAGACCAGCACAGAGGGCAGUAAAACUCUACAGAAAAGUAGACAUGUGGCGAUGGGGAGGAAGAAAUUCAACAUGGACCCAAAAAAGGGCAUCGUGUUUCUGGUGGAGAAAGAGCUGCUCAGACACACAUCAGAGGACAUCGCUCAGUUCUUGUACAAAGGAGAAGGCCUCAACAAGACGGCUAUAGGGGAUUACCUCGGAGAAAGGGAUGACUUCAACAUCAAAGUCCUGCAGGCUUUUGUUGACCUCCACGAGUUCACUGAUCUCAACCUCGUCCAGGCCCUCAGACAGUUCCUGUGGAGUUUCCGUUUGCCGGGUGAAGCUCAGAAGAUUGACAGAAUGAUGGAGGCCUUUGCUCAGAGAUACUGCCACUGCAACCCGGGCGUCUUCCAGAGCACUGACACAUGUUACGUGCUGUCGUUUGCCAUAAUUAUGCUGAACACGAGCCUCCAUAACCCCAACGUGAGGGAUAAACCCGGAGUGGAUCGUUUCAUCUCAAUGAACCGGGGCAUCAACGAUGGGGGAGACCUGCCGGAGGACCUGCUCAGAAAUCUCUAUGAAAGCAUUAAAAACGAGCCCUUCAAGAUCCCAGAGGACGACGGCAACGACCUGACGCACACCUUCUUCAACCCCGACAGAGAGGGCUGGCUGCUUAAACUCGGGGGAAGGGUGAAAACCUGGAAACGUCGAUGGUUCAUUCUCACUGACAACUGCCUUUAUUACUUUGAAUACACCACAGAUAAGGAACCAAGAGGAAUCAUUCCCCUGGAAAACCUUAGCAUCCGUGAAGUAGAAGACCCACGGAAACCUAACUGCUUUGAGCUGUACAUUCCCAACAACCGCGGUCAGCUGAUUAAAGCGUGUAAGACGGAGGCUGACGGGAGAGUAGUGGAAGGAAACCACAUGGUGUACCGGAUCUCUGCUCCCACACCCGAGGAGAAGGACGAGUGGAUCCACAGCAUCAAGUCCGCCGUCAGCGUGGAUCCCUUCUAUGAAAUGCUGGCGGCCAGGAAGAAACGUAUAUCACUGAAGAAGAAGGAGGAACAGCCGUAGAUAACGCCCUCAAUUCUCUCCCUGUCUUCCUUCCCUCCUUCAUACAUUCUCCUUACUACCUGACCAUAAGAUUUCUUUUAACCCUCAUUCCAAAAAAUGCCUUCUUUACGAGGACUCCUUGCUAUGUUGUCUUACCAGACUUUUGAGAAGCCACAUUCAGAGUGACGGCCGCCUCUAGUUCUCUUGGUUCUUACACUACUGUUGUUACACACAGCCUGACACACUACAAAGCUCGCCGCCUGCCCCGGCUCCUCGCCGCGCUCUUCUCUCGUUGAGUAUUUAAGUCGACGGUGACGAGUUCUUUAGACCAUAUUCACACCUGUGCCGAUUGUUUCACCGCAGCAAAAAUUGGCAUUCAAAUCAUCUGCAGUAAAAUGUGAGAGACCACUGCUCGGAAUCUGUCAGUGUCUAGAAGCCACUGAUACAGUUAGCAGACUAACCAAAAGAUGUUGGUAAGUAUUUUACUCAGACUUAUUAUAAAACUUCACAGGAACCCCUAUACAACUAAAUAACUAUAUGUUAAUGUACUGUUACCUUCCAUCAUUUCUGAAAGCGUCAGUCAACAUCUUCUUUAAGAUUUUCUGUAGUACUCCUGCCAACACAACAAGCGUCAUCAGUUCUCAUCUUGACUUGGUAGAGCACUUCCCUUUUUGUCAACCACAUAUAAAUCCUAAAACAGAAGAAAGAUGCUCAGCAGAAAUUCUGUUGACAUAACCAUCUCAUGUAUGUCUAAUGAGAAACGCCUUGUAUUUUCCUGGAAGACCCGAAAACACUAUUUUGGGCCAAAAUUCGGUGAAACUCAAAACGUUAUGUGAGAUUUAUCCGCGUCAGUGUGAAUGUGGUCUUAUUCGGGGUUAGCGGCUUUAACCGUCAUCGAGUCCUCUGUUUACUGGUGGCACCCAAAAGUGAGACAUUGCCUUUCUUGAUUGUGUAUACUCCAGACAAAAUGUGAAUUCACUAUUCAAACACUAACAAGAUUUGUAUCAGUCAGUGUUGGUCAGAGAGGAGCGAUGGUGUCACGUUACUACUGUCCACACGUAGGUACUUUAAACAUCAAGCUGGGAAAAAAAAAGAUUUUUUUCACCAGGUUUAAUCUUCAUGUUCGAUCGAGUCUCGGGGAGGAAAAAAAGACAGAAAACUGUCGUGUCACCCUGGAGACUUGUUAAGAUCCUUUACAACACUAAUACUGAGCAGUUACCGUCAUAUCCUCUCUGAUGUAACUUUACAGCAUGCCUCAAACCGUUUCCUUCUCGUUCAACACGACAGGACAAACACACACAUCUCUCACCAGUAAUGACUCAGUAACCGUCUCAAGAAGUCGCAAAAGGCAGCUCAUUACAAUGUACACUUUUUUUGUAAAUAGAUGUUAGCAUAUUUGUUUACGACACACACACACACACAUAGAAAUGAUUUAAUUUAUUCUUUAUCUUUUGUUAAGGUUCAGAUUUUUUGUACGAGCUACUGUUCUGCUGCAUGUCGAUAAACGGAGGCAUCGGCCGUAGGUACGGAUGCGUCGCUGAUCAUGAUAGUGCACUGAUUUGAAAAGUGUUAGUGUUCCCUGUUGACAUGGAACUUAAUAUGGAAGUUUACUCAUGCGUAAAUUAUGCUAUGCGAUUGAAGUUUCUUUUGAAGAUAUUUAGGAGAUGUUUUGUAGUCUUGAUUUAGCUGUAGACUCAGUAAAGCACAAGCAGAGUUCAGUCUCACAUCGUUGGUUUCCUGCUGAUGUGUGAGGAAGCUACUUACACGCUGAAAAUGCAGAUCCUAAUAAUAAAUGUAAUGAGACGACGAAACAAGGAACACUAAUAAACCUCUGAUUCAUUAUAUAGUAGUAAGAAUAUUCAAAUGUAAAGACUCACAUUAGAUUUGUGUCCAGUGAUAGUUUUGCUUGACAUCCAGUUCAUAAACUAGUAGUUUACUGAACUGGUAUUUUAGAAGGUUUAAAAAAAAAAAAAUACUGCACUUUAUCAGUUUUAGCAUUUUGGAGAAAUGCUUUUACUGUGACUGACGAUGCUUCAGCACACAUUAGCGCCCUCUACUGGUAAUCACACAACCACUGCAAUAUUGUGAAGGAUGAAUUGUGUAAAAAAAAAAAAAAAAAAAAAAAAAUGCACACAUAACCGCAUCACCUGGUCAUUUCCAGCUAUAGCACAUACUCCAACAUGUACUCUGUUUGCUGAUCUUUGUAAUUCACCUGAUUCUGACCAUGUUGCGUUAAGCUGAGUGGGUUCUUCUGUCUCUUAUGUUUUGGCUCGCACCUAAGUGAUCGGUCUGGGAUUGCCUUUUCUAUCCCACUUCAUCAGCCUAACUUUAUACUUCCAUGUUUGUGCUUCUGUACAUCACAGCGACUGUCUGUAGGCCUUCACUACUUUCUGGGUAUUCUUGAAGUGCAAAGUUGCCAAAAAAACCCCACACUAAUAUUUCCAUUUAAACAUAAGGAAAAAAAAACACUGUAAUGAUCAGAAUGAAGCAGAUCCACUGUUUCUGAUUCCUUUUCACCCCAGAGCCGCCUCUUUCAGAAAAUGUGUUUAUUUUGUAUUUAUUUAUUUUUAUUUACCGUGAGGUGGAGAUGGAUAGAUCAUCUGUAAAUGUAGCAAAAUGGAAAACCAUGAUACAUUGGUGCCAGUAAACUACUGUGUAACAAUAAAAGGUAAACAGAU
Messenger RNA from Mugil cephalus (flathead mullet), 4044 nucleotides. It is a transcript of the gene cyth2, whose product is annotated as cytohesin 2. Bases 137 to 1387 code for a protein of 416 amino acids. The transcript has 12 exons. Gene Ontology annotation, biological process: regulation of ARF protein signal transduction. Gene Ontology annotation, molecular function: guanyl-nucleotide exchange factor activity. The record is from RefSeq and is a predicted model, not a curated record. Lineage: Eukaryota; Metazoa; Chordata; Actinopteri; Mugiliformes; Mugilidae.